AGAGAGAAAGAGGGAGGGAGGGGAGGGAUCGAGAGAGAGAGCGGGGAGAGAGAGGCUGCAAUCUCCUCCCUGAAACGCGCACAGCGCUGCAGAUCCCUCUGCUCCAACACGCGGGCCGAAUGCAGGUGAGGGAAGGCACGGACUCUGCGGCGGAGAAUCCAAACUUGGGCACCGCGCGCUGCGCAAGGUUCGGCCCUCGCCCCCGCAGGCGAAUGGUGACUGCGGUUUCAGGCGGCGGCUUCGUGACUAAUGACCUUGCGCAGAGUUGUUAAGGAAAAAAGAGAAACCCGAGCUCUCAGGGGUGAGAAGCGACCGACUCCGGGUGGCUCUGAAGAUGGCUCGAGCUGCUCUUUGGCGCGCCGGGGGUACCCGGACGCGGACCGCGCUGUGACUCGAGGAGUCUCCACCGCAUGGUGCUUAGAGCGACCCGCGGGCUGGUUUUCAUUCAAGAUCUGUAGACUGGUUUCCCUGCUGCUCGAGAGGAGUCAGAGUUGAGACUGGCUUGUUACCGGCCCCUGAGAGAGCCUCGUGCAGGAAGCCACUCACGUUCGUCUGGACAGCCGGAGCCGGAACUGAGGCUGGGCUGGAGUAAGUGGCUGGAACGUGAAUUGGACUCAACUCGAGGAGCAGCGAGGACCCGCGGGGCUGGCGGGCACAGGAGGCUGCAAGUCGGCUCCGCGCCGCUUCCCGGCUCUACCGGCCGCUUGCCGAAGCGUUUCUGGUCCCUUCCUAGAGCUCGGGGACCGGGUUUUAGGCUCUUCUUCCCGCUGCGGGGAUGACUUUGGAGAGGGCGCCGAGCCGGUAGGGCGCAGUGUCCCGUGAACUGUGAGUACUGCGACUGAACGGUGGCCGGAGACCGGGCGAUUAGCACCCAUUGCAUGAAUUAUGAAACAAUAACUUUCGGAAGAAGCAGGAGGAGGAAAAAAGAAGCAUCUAUAACUGCCCCCCUCCCAUCGGCCGGCUCUUCACGCUGCUCUGGCCCCCUCCCUCCCCUCCCUCCUGUUUCUUCCUUUCCCCGAGAGGGGACUGAGGAGAGGGCAGGCGGCCAACCCCGAAGGAGGGGGGCGUCUAGGGGGUUGUGGUUAGAAGGAGCAGUAGCAGCAGCAGCAAGAGAAGAUGCUGAGGAUGCGGACGACCGGAUGGGCGCGCGGCUGGUGCUCGGGCUGUUGCCUCCUUCUGCCGCUCUGCCUCAGCCUGGCCGCCGCCAAGCAGCUGCUCCGGUACCGGCUGGCCGAGGAGGGCCCCGCCGACGUGCGGAUCGGCAAUGUGGCCUCAGACCUGGGCAUCGUGACCGGCUCGGGCGAGGUGACUUUCAGCCUUGAGUCUGGCUCCGAGUACCUGAAGAUCGACAACCUCACCGGCGAGCUGAGCACCAGCGAGCGGCGCAUUGACCGCGAGAAGCUGCCCCAGUGUCAGAUGAUCUUCGACGAGAACGAGUGUUUCCUGGACUUCGAGGUGUCGGUGAUCGGGCCCUCGCAGAGCUGGGUGGACCUGUUCGAGGGUCGGGUCAUCGUGCUGGACAUUAACGACAACACGCCCACCUUCCCGUCGCCCGUGCUCACACUCACGGUGGAGGAGAACCGGCCUGUGGGCACGCUCUACCUGCUGCCCACCGCCACGGAUCGUGACUUCGGCCGGAACGGCAUCGAGCGCUACGAGCUGCUCCAGGAGCCCGGGGGCGGCGGCGGCGGCGGCGGCGAGGGACGGCGCUCGGGGCCGGCGGACAGCGCCCCCUACGCCGGGGGCGGCGGGAACAGCGCUAGCGGCGGCCCAGGAGGCUCCAAGCGGAGGCUGGACGCGCCUGAGGGUGGCGACGGGACCACCCCGGGUGGCCGGAGCAGCGUGUUCGAGCUGCAAGUGGCGGACACCCCAGACGGCGAGAAACAACCGCAGCUGAUCGUGAAGGGGGCGCUGGACCGCGAGCAGCGAGACUCCUACGAGCUGACCCUCCGAGUGCGCGACGGGGGCGACCCACCUCGAUCCUCGCAGGCCAUCUUGCGGGUGCUCAUCACCGACGUGAACGACAACAGCCCCCGCUUCGAGAAGAGUGUGUAUGAGGCUGACCUGGCUGAGAACAGCGCUCCAGGCACCCCCAUCCUGCAGCUGCGCGCGGCCGAUUUGGAUGUGGGGGUCAAUGGACAGAUUGAGUAUGUAUUUGGGGCUGCCACCGAGUCAGUAAGGCGGCUACUGCGCCUCGACGAAACGAGCGGGUGGCUUAGUGUCUUGCACCGAAUCGACCGUGAGGAGGUGAACCAGCUGCGAUUCACAGUCAUGGCCCGUGACCGCGGCCAGCCCCCCAAGACCGACAAGGCCACGGUGGUCCUCAACAUCAAAGACGAAAACGACAAUGUGCCCUCCAUAGAAAUCCGAAAGAUUGGGCGCAUCCCACUUAAAGACGGAGUGGCCAACGUGGCCGAGGAUGUCCUAGUGGACACCCCCAUUGCCCUGGUGCAGGUGUCGGAUAGAGACCAAGGCGAGAACGGAGUAGUCACCUGCACUGUAGUGGGGGAUGUGCCUUUCCAGCUUAAGCCAGCCAGUGACACAGAGGGCGACCAGAACAAGAAAAAGUACUUCCUGCACACUUCGGCCCCUCUGGACUACGAGACCACCAGGGAGUUCAACGUGGUCAUAGUGGCUGUGGACUCAGGCAGCCCCAGCCUCUCCAGCAACAAUUCCUUGAUAGUCAAGGUGGGAGAUACCAACGACAACCCUCCGGUGUUUGGUCAGUCAGUGGUGGAGGUUUACUUCCCAGAGAAUAACAUCCCCGGUGAGAGGGUAGCCACAGUGCUGGCUACAGACGCCGACAGCGGGAAGAACGCAGAGAUAGCCUACUCGCUAGACUCCUCCGUGAUGGGGACUUUUGCUGUCGAUCCCGAUUCUGGGGACAUCCUGGUCAAUACGGUGCUGGACCGGGAGCAGACUGACAGGUAUGAGUUUAAAGUUAACGCCAAAGACAAAGGCAUUCCUGUGCUGCAGGGCAGCACCACGGUGAUCGUGCAGGUGGCAGAUAAGAAUGACAAUGACCCUAAGUUUAUGCAGGACGUCUUUACCUUUUAUGUGAAGGAAAACUUGCAACCCAACAGCCCCGUGGGAAUGGUCACUGUGAUGGAUGCCGACAAGGGCCGGAAUGCAGAGAUGAGCCUGUACAUAGAGGAGAACAGUAACAUUUUUUCCAUUGAAAAUGAUACAGGGACCAUUUACUCUACAAUGUCUUUUGACCGGGAACAUCAAACUACAUACACUUUCAGAGUGAAGGCUGUGGAUGGGGGAGAUCCUCCCAGAUCUGCCACAGCCACAGUCUCUCUGUUUGUGAUGGAUGAAAAUGACAAUGCUCCCACAGUUACCCUUCCCAGAAACAUUUCCUACACUUUACUGCCACCUUCAAGUAAUGUCAGGACAGUAGUAGCUACAGUGUUGGCCACAGACAGUGAUGAUGGCAUCAAUGCAGACUUGAACUACAGCAUUGUGGGAGGGAAUCCCUUCAAGCUGUUUGAGAUUGAUUCCACCAGUGGUGUGGUUUCCUUAGUGGGAAAACUUACCCAAAAGCACUAUGGCUUGCACAGGUUGGUGGUGCAAGUGAAUGACAGUGGGCAGCCUUCCCAGUCCACUACGACUUUGGUGCAUGUAUUUGUCAAUGAAAGUGUUUCUAAUGCAACUGUGAUUGACUCUCAGAUAGUCAGAAGUUUGCACACCCCGCUCACCCAGGAUAUAGCUGGUGACCCAAGCUAUGAAAUUAGCAAACAGAGGCUCAGUAUUGUCAUUGGAGUGGUUGCUGGCAUUAUGACAGUGAUUCUAAUCAUUUUAAUUGUUGUGAUGGCAAGGUACUGUAGGUCCAAAAAUAAAAAUGGCUAUGAAGCUGGCAAGAAAGAUCAUGAAGACUUUUUUACACCCCAACAGCACGACAAAUCUAAAAAGCCUAAAAAAGACAAGAAAAACAAAAAAUCUAAGCAGGCUCUCUACAGCAGCAUUGUCACCGUCGAAGCUUCUAAACCAAAUGGACAGAGGUAUGAUAGUGUGGAUGAGAAGCUGUCAGACAGCCCAAGCAUGGGGCGAUAUCGAUCUGUUAAUGGUGGGCCUGGCAGUCCCGACCUGGCAAGGCAUUACAAAUCCAGUUCUCCAUUGCCUACUGUCCAGCUUCACCCCCAGUCACCAACUGCAGGGAAAAAACACCAGGCUGUACAAGAUCUACCACCAGCCAACACAUUUGUGGGAGCAGGAGACAACAUUUCCAUUGGAUCAGAUCACUGCUCUGAGUACAGCUGUCAAACCAAUAACAAGUACAGCAAACAGCCAUUUCGUAGAGUGACGUUUUCUGUUGUGAGUCAGCCUCAGGACCCACAUCAGGGGUCACUGCAGAGUUGCUAUGACAGCGGGCUGGAGGAGUCAGAAACACCAAGCAGUAAGAGUUCAUCAGGGCCAAGACUGGGUGCCCUUCCACUCCCAGAGGACAACUAUGAAAGGACCACGCCGGAUGGCAGUGUUGGUGAGGCAGAGCAUAUGGAAAAUGAUUCAAGGCCUCUUCCAGAUGUCGCACUGACUGGCAAGUGUACCCGUGAAUGUGAUGAGUACGGCCACUCGGACUCCUGUUGGAUGCCAGUCCGCACUUCCCCAGAGAGGAAGAAGAGCCAGCCCAAACUCUCCACUUUCAUGCCUGUUGAUGAACGAGGAAGCCAGGAAAAGCUGGCCAAUGGAGAGGCUGCCAUCAUGGGUGAUCGCAAUAGAAACCUCCUCAACAAAAAGUUGACCUCAUCCUAUGAGACCUUCAGUGCAGCUAGUUUCAGCAAAAAUGAGGAAGCCAACCCUGAGGAUAUUCCCUUGACAAAAACAGGGGAAUACAAGCCAUCUCCUGUCAAUACUCUCACUAGAAGAGAAGUCUACCUGUAGGCUGUCAAAGAGCAACAGCAAAGCUCUUUUCAUGUAAGAGAAGGAGAAUAAGGGGUAAAAACCUUACAAAGCAAAAUCAUUUAAUCACAAAGAGGGGGCUACCAAAGAGACAAAGCUUUGCCUGCCACUUCUGCCUCCAGAUCAGGCCUUUAGUGAUGCUGUUAGCCUGAUUGCAAUGUGCAAUGUAGAAUCCAUUCUUGUUACUUGCAUGUCUAUACCCCUCACUGAUCCCAACACCCACUCUCUUUUCCCUUCCCGCCUCAG
This is a messenger RNA of Nannospalax galili (Upper Galilee mountains blind mole rat), 5148 nucleotides long. RefSeq names its product protocadherin 7 (gene Pcdh7). Gene Ontology annotation, biological process: homophilic cell-cell adhesion. Bases 1117 to 4884 code for a protein of 1255 amino acids. Gene Ontology annotation, molecular function: calcium ion binding. NCBI's taxonomy places the organism in Eukaryota, Metazoa, Chordata, Mammalia, Rodentia, Spalacidae. Gene Ontology annotation, cellular component: plasma membrane. The transcript is spliced from 3 exons. The record is from RefSeq and is a predicted model, not a curated record.